UUGAUGGAUUUGCUUUUAGUAAAAUUUGUUCAUCGCUUCAGUUGUGUUAAUCAAAGUAGCCACAUGCGUUUGUUUUUGAGUGUUUUAUUCAAAGCUCUGUGAAAAAAGUCACUUUUCAGCCUGAAUAUUCAAUUUUUAAUGUUAUAAGUGUCUAAAAUAAGGAUCCACGAUGCCGAAGGAACAAUUUCGAGAAGCGGAUGUCAUAAAAAAGAUAUCCAAGGUCCAGUUCGGCAUGAACAGUGCCGAUAUGAUCCAGCAGGAGUCUCACAUCCAGGUUGUGUCGAAGAACCUCUACAACCAGGAGCAAUUGAGAGUACCGGUUGCCUAUGGAGUUCUAGACAGAAGAAUGGGAAUCAGCCAGAAGGAUGCCACGUGUGAGACCUGCAAUCAGGGACUGAAUGAAUGUAUUGGUCACUUUGGGUAUCUCAAUUUAGCUCUUCCGGUCUUCCACGUUGGCCACUUUCGUUCAACAAUCACCAUCCUUCAGUCCAUCUGCAAAACUUGCAGCCGAGUGAUGCUGAAAGAGGAGGACAAACGGGCCUAUACCAAACGCCUUCUAAACCCUGAUCUCUCCUAUUUAGCGAAGAAAUCCAUCCAUGCACAGAUUCUGGCCAAAGCCAAGAAAUGCACAAAAUGCAGGUACUGCGGUGCCCUCAAUGGCCCUGUCAAGAAGGGUCCUGGCCUCAUGAAGAUAGUCCAUGAUAAUUACCGUGGAAAGAAGCCAAGUGAUCCCCUGGUAUCAAAUAUCCUGGAUGAAAUGCUCCAAUCCACGGAGAAUAACAGGGAUUUGGCCCAAUAUAUUGGACUAUCUUCCCUGGUGCAAGAACUGAAUCCUCUUCAGGUGCUCGAUCUCUUCAAGAGCAUCCCAAAAAGCGAUAUUCCACUCCUUGGGAUGACUUCUCCGGAUGCCAGCCCCACUAAUUUGAUUGUGACACGCCUUUAUGUGCCUCCAGUGUGUAUCCGUCCGUCUGUUGUGUCGGAAAUUAAGGCAGGAACCACUGAAGAUGAUAUUACAAUGAAACAGAGUGAGAUUUUGUUGAUUAAUGAUGUGAUUGCUAAGCACACAUCAACAGGUGGUAAGGUUGAAUUGAUUCAGGAAGAUUGGGAUUUUCUGCAGCUCCAUGUAGCACUAUAUUUCAAUAGUGAAGUAUCUGGUGUUCCUCUGACGAUGAUUCCCAAAAAGCAGACAAGGGGCAUUGUGCAGCGUCUGAAGGGGAAACAGGGUAGAUUCAGAGGAAAUUUAUCGGGGAAGCGUGUAGAUUUCUCAGCACGAACUGUAAUUUCGCCAGAUCCCAAUUUGCUCAUUCAUCAGGUGGGAGUACCUGAGAGAGUAGCCAAAAUUCUUACAUAUCCCGAACGUGUGCAUCCUCGGAACAUUGAAAAAAUGAAACAAUUGGUGCAAAAUGGCACAGAGAAGCAUCCGGGAGCGAAUUAUGUGCAGCAGAAGGGGAGUGCCUUCAAGAAAUAUCUGGCUUAUGGGAAUCGUGAUAAAAUAGCUCAUGAUUUGAGAUGUGGGGACAUUGUUGAGAGACAUCUGGUAGAUGGGGAUAUUGUGUUGUUCAAUCGACAACCCUCACUUCACAAACUCAGCAUUAUGUGCCAUCAGGCCAAGGUACAGCCUCAGAGAACAUUCAGAUUCAAUGAGUGCGCUUGCACACCGUACAAUGCUGACUUCGAUGGCGAUGAAAUGAAUCUGCAUCUGCCUCAGACAGAAGAGGCCAGAGCUGAGGCAUGGAUUCUCAUGGGGAAUAAAUCAAAUCUCGUAACGCCCAAAAAUGGUGAAUUAUUGAUUGCUGCUACUCAAGAUUUCAUAACAGGAGGCUAUGUGCUAACGCAAAAGGAUGAGUUUCUUACCAAGGAACGUGCCAUGCAACUUGCCACGUGUCUCAUUGCUGGACCAGAUGCCAAUAUGACGGUGGAAUUACCACCGCCUGCAAUCCUGAAACCACGUGUUUUGUGGACUGGAAAACAAAUUUUCAGUUUGAUCAUGAAACCUCAUCGGAAAUCGUCUACAUUGAUCAAUUUGGAGACAAAAGGAAAGAAUUAUACGACAAAUCUGGAUCUCUGUUGCAAGGAUUCAUAUGUGGUCAUUAGGAAUUCAGAGAUAAUGUGUGGUGUCAUGGAUAAGAGUACGAUGGGUUCUGGUACUAAGAAAUGCAUCUUUUACGUGCUUCUGCGUGACUAUGGGGAAGAGGAGGCAACCAGAGCCAUGUGGAGACUCUCAAAGAUGACUUCGUACAUGAUAAUGAAUCGAGGAUUCUCCUUUGGUGUGGGUGAUGUGACGCCUAGUCGUAUUUUGCUUGGAGAGAAGCAAAAACUCCUGGACAAUGGAUAUUCAAAGUGCAGUGAUUACAUUUCAAAGAUGAAAAGUGGAACGUUACAGUGUCAGCCAGGAUGUACGCUUGAGGAAACUCUUGAGGCUGUGAUGUUGCGUGAAUUGUCGAGUAUCCGUGAGUUGGCAGCUAAAGCCUGCUUCAAUGAACUCCAUCGGACAAAUAGUGCCCUGAUAAUGGCUCAAUCGGGCUCUAAGGGGUCCAAUAUUAAUAUCUCUCAAAUGAUUGCUUGUGUGGGUCAGCAGGCUAUCAAUGGCAAGAGAGUUCCCAAUGGCUAUGAAGAUAGGAGUCUGCCACAUUUUGAGAAAUUCUCCAAAAUCCCAGCUGCUCGUGGUUUUGUCCAGAACAGCUUCUUCUCUGGACUCACUCCUACGGAAUUCUUCUUUCACACCAUGGCUGGAAGGGAGGGUCUUGUGGAUACGGCUGUGAAGACUGCUGAGACGGGAUACUUGCAGAGACGUCUGGUGAAGUGUUUGGAGGAUCUUGUUGUGCACUACGAUGGAACAGUGAGGAAUGCAAUUGGGGAAGUUGUGGAGUUUACAUACGGAGGCGAUGGCUUAGAUCCGGUUUUCAUGGAAGUACAGUGCAAACCGGUGGAUUUGGAGAGACAAUUUAUGCAUAUUCGCGCUAUUGAUGGUCAUCGGGAUGAAGAAGCCCUUGAAGGAGAUGAGAUUUUGCCAACAGUAACUGAUAUUUUAAAACUAGAAAAAUAUAUCAAUUCUCGUCAGGAUUUUAAGCAGGAUUGCUUGAAAUUUAUGGAUACUGUAAGACAACGCUUAUGCAACAUUGAGAGUAAAUUCAAGAGUCGAGGUGCCAGCAAUGAAAUCUGUCGGACAACAAAGAGUCAUCUUGAGGCAUUUCUGGAGGUUGUGGAGAAGAAGUACAGUAGAGCUGUAACUGAACCGGGAACUGCCGUUGGUGCUCUAGCAGCUCAGAGUAUCGGUGAACCAGGAACGCAAAUGACACUCAAGACUUUUCACUUUGCUGGUGUUGCUUCCAUGAACAUCACUCAGGGAGUACCUCGAAUUGUAGAGAUUAUCAAUGCUUCAAAGACAAUCUCCACGCCAAUUAUCACAGCAGAAUUGGAGAAUAACACUAACAUGGAAUUUGCCAGGAAGGUCAAAGGGAGAAUUGAGAAGACUACCCUUGGAGAGAUUUCUUCUUACAUAGAGGAAGUUUACAAGGCAUCAGAUUGCUAUCUUUUGAUUAAGCUUGACAUUGAUCGAAUCCGUGUCCUGGGAUUGGAAAUCGAUGCUGAAACAAUUAGAUUUGCUCUGAGAAAUUCAAAAUUGCGCCUAAAACCCAACAAUCUCGAAGUUUUGGGUAAUUCAAUAGUGAUUGUUCGUCCGGAUUCAAAUAAAAAUACCUCCUUAAAUGCCGAACUUCAACGUCUGAGCACGAUGAUUCCAAAUAUUGUUGUGGGUGGAUUAUCGCAUAUUUCCCGAGCUGUAAUUGCCAUCAAUGAUGCCAUUCAGCCACCAACGUAUCAGCUGUGCGUCGAGGGAUCUGGCCUAAGGGAUGUUAUGGCUACAUAUGGUGUACGUGGGAAUCAUACAAAGAGCAAUAACAUUUGGGAAGUAUUUAGCACAUUGGGCAUUGAGGCGGCUCGGACGACAAUCAUGACGGAAAUUGCUAGUGUAAUGAGUGGACAUGGAAUGAGUGUUGACAGUCGGCAUAUAAUGCUUCUGGCCAGUCAGAUGACCAGUCGUGGAGAAGUGUUGGGCAUCACUCGUCAUGGUCUAGCCAAAAUGCGAGAAUCUGUCUUCAAUUUGGCAUCGUUUGAGAAAACGGCCGAUCAUCUCUUCGAUGCAUCGUACUAUGGACAAGUAGAUUCAAUUGAUGGAGUUUCUGAGAGAAUUAUCCUGGGAAUGCCAGCAGGAAUUGGCACAGGGAUAUUCAAACUUCUGCACCGGAAUGAAAAUUAUGCCCUGGAGGAGCCAACGGAACCAAUAUUCUAUCUUAAGUAAGUUUUCUUUUUUCAAUAAACUUUAUUUUGUGUUUAGA
Molecule: messenger RNA, 4337 nt
Organism: Phlebotomus papatasi
Lineage: Eukaryota; Metazoa; Arthropoda; Insecta; Diptera; Psychodidae
Gene: Polr3A
Product: DNA-directed RNA polymerase III subunit RPC1
Exons: 13
Coding region: 170-4300 (1376 amino acids)
Biological process (GO): DNA-templated transcription
Molecular function (GO): DNA binding; DNA-directed RNA polymerase activity
Source: RefSeq, a predicted model, not a curated record